This is a messenger RNA of Capronia epimyces CBS 606.96, 1683 nucleotides long. RefSeq lists its product as uncharacterized. Bases 1 to 1683 code for a protein of 560 amino acids. The transcript has 3 exons. NCBI's taxonomy places the organism in Eukaryota, Fungi, Ascomycota, Eurotiomycetes, Chaetothyriales, Herpotrichiellaceae. The record is from RefSeq and is a predicted model, not a curated record.
AUGGGUCGUAAUAGUCAUAAGAAGAGAGCGCUUAAUGCGCAGAUAACUCGCAACUUCUUUGCCCAGGUGCCUAGGCCAACCUCGCCGGCGCACCCCCCCUCUACAACUGUCGCCGUGCCGACAUUACCUGCUGAGAGUAUCCAUCCCUUGGCAGGAGUACUGGGGGCAGGCGAGCAGAAGGCUGCCCAGCAGACCUUUGAAUAUAUCUCUAACCUUGGUCAAGAGCUGUUAGGGAUCUAUCUGGCGAACAAGGCUAGUUUUCGUGAAGAAUUGAUUGAGGCUUUUACCUGUGCCUAUUCCUACGUCAACUACGACUCCAGGAGCAUUUCGUGGGGGGUUGACACCGACCUCCUGAGCCUGAUCGCCGACCAACUCGCCGAGGGUGAGGUUAUUGGUCUCUUCACAAACGGCGCAGUGAAGAGUGGGAUUCCGGCUGAAGACCUGGUGGUCACGGCGCCUGCCCAACUCACAGAAUACGACGUGAUUAGCUUGGUUGUUGACGCACUUCUGGAAUUGGUCGAGAGGUCGACCUUGGAAACCUCAGAACAACACCGCCAGGACGGGGCUUUUCUACCAAUUUUCGCUCUUGCACUCAUCCGCAUCACCGCAACCUCGCGCUGUCUUUACACCCUCCAACGACCCGACAAGGAUCUCUGGCUUGUACUGCGCCAGGUGAGAUACCCCAAGAUGGAGACCAUCAACAAUCUCGUCGUUCCCGGCGCGUCCCCGUUGACCGAGAAGGAAUGGGAAGUCAUCGCUGCCACGGUUCGUGCCAUGGGGGGCGACCCUACCAACAGAGCCGAUUUUGAGGCCAUGUUCAAGAUCCCCUUGGCCCCCAAACCAGCAAGCGAUGGUGACAUCGAGGAGGAGGAUGACGGCCCGCCCAUCGAACUGCCCGACUUACAAGGCAGUAGCAAGCCAAAGGUGAUGCCGACAAGCGCCCCAGACUUCACCGAAGCCGAUGGCUUCGCAGCCUCCCAGGCUGCUACCGACGAGCCUGCUACCGACAAGGGUAAAGGCAAAGGCAGAGAACGCGUUGCGUUUGCGUCUGCAACUGCAACUGCCUCUGCGACGACCGCAAAGGCCGCUGGCGUUGAGAUCCCACGGAUCGACGCAGGCAAGGUCAAAGGCGUCCACCUCAAGGCCGAAGCGGCCCGAUCUCGUCUGCGCCAUCAUAUCCAGAAAUUGCUGGAGAUCGAUCACCCAAGCAUCGAAGCUCGUCGCGAAGCUUUCACCCGUGCCUUGGAGGACAUUACAAAAUCCGAAACCUACAAGGAUGCAAAGAAGCCGGAGCGUGCGGAGCGGGAGCGGCGUCGGCGUCCAUCCCUUCACCAUGUCGAUCGCACCACUCUAAAGACGACCAGUUUUCCUAUUGGAACUGAGCCGGGCUGGUUGGGCGAGCUGGAACGCAUGCAGGGCGAGGCACUGCGCAAGGACAAGACAGGAGGCGAAGACAACAAGCACAAGCACGCCGAAGGCGGGGCAGAAGUCAGCACCAAGGUCGAACCUGCAGCAGCCAACACCAAGGUCGAGCCAACAGAAGCCAGCACCAAGCCUGAACAAACAGGAGACAACGAGGCCGAAGACCACGAUCACGAUGAUGCAGACGCAGACGCUGCCGGUGCUACGGGAAACAAGCAGAGCAAGAAAAACAAGAAGAGAAAGAACAAGAACAAGAAGUAG